AUGAAUAACUUGACCCACAACAGCCCCAUUCUGGUGAUUGAGGGCAUCGACGUCCCCCAUCGCUUCAUUUACCCAGUAUUUACUCUCCUAUUGCUUAUUUACCUGAUCAUCCUGACCACCAACAUAGGGGUCAUGCUACUUAUUAUGAUGGACAGGAGACUGCAGCAGCCAAUGUACCUGAUGUUCUUCAGCUUGUCCUUCAACGACGUCCUGGGAAAUUCAGUGGUUCUGCCCCGCUUGAUGUUUGACUUGAUCUCCACCGACAGGUCCAUCAGCUACCCCUGGUGUGUCUCCCAGGCCUUCUUCACCCACACCUGUGGCUCAUCCUGCCACACAGUGAUGAUGAUCAUGGCCUUUGACAGGUAUGUGGCCAUAUGCCACCCUCUGAGGUACACCUCCAUCAUGAGCCCCACCAUGGUGGCUAAGCUGACUGCAUCAGCCUGGGGCACAUCGAUAACGUUGGUGGCAAUCCUGUUGGGCCUCACUGUACGUCUAACGCGUUGCCGUUCUGUCGUUCUCAAUGCCUUCUGCGACAACGCCUCCCUGUUCAAGCUCUCCUGUGAGGACGUAACCAUCAAUAAUCUCUACGGACUAACCUUCACUGUGGUCCUGCUCAGCUCAUCCAUCGGCAGUGUGGCCUUCACAUAUUUCAGGAUCCUGGUCAGCUGUGUUUCCAAAAAGAACAAGGAGCUCAACAGAAAGGCUGUGCAGACCUGCGGCACCCAUCUGGUCCUCUACAUGAUCAUGCUCUGGUCCGGAUUCCUCGUCAUCAUUAUGCAUCGUCUCCAGAUCCAGAACAGGUACCGGAAGAUGGCGGCUCUUCUUUUUCUUAUCAUUCCCGCCAACAUGAACCCCAUCAUAUACGCCAUGCAGACCAAGGAACUAAAGACCAAGAUUGUGCAGAUACUUAAGUCGAAGGUAACCCAGCUGCAGUAA
Molecule: messenger RNA, 936 nt
Organism: Conger conger (European conger)
Lineage: Eukaryota; Metazoa; Chordata; Actinopteri; Anguilliformes; Congridae
Product: putative gustatory receptor clone PTE03
Exons: 1
Coding region: 1-936 (311 amino acids)
Biological process (GO): G protein-coupled receptor signaling pathway
Cellular component (GO): membrane
Molecular function (GO): olfactory receptor activity; G protein-coupled receptor activity
Source: RefSeq, a predicted model, not a curated record